UCACGCGGAUAGAAUCUGUGGAAUCUGUCGCGAGUGUUCCUGCGCGGCCGGAGAGCAUCCCGAUAGAGCGCGAGGUCCGCUCGGACGUGCUCGGUCGGUCGGUGCUCGGUGCGGUGUCGGCGGUACCGCGUGGAGGCGGAGGCAGAGAGGGACCUGCGCUGGACCCCCCCUGGCCGAAUCGGAGCAUCCCAAUCCCGGCAGCGGCAUCCAUCCCUCCGAGCCUCAGCUCCAGCGGGAGGCCGGGAGCGGCGGCAGGAUGUAGCAGCGGAUUAACGGAGGAGAGAGGGGCGCUCAGAGGAAGAGAGCGGGACCGAGCGGACCGAGGCGGGACGGAGGGGACAUGGGGAAGGACCAGGAGCUGCUCCAGGCCGUCAAGACCGAGGACUUGCUGACAGCUCAGCGGCUUUUACAGAGACCACGGCCAGGGAAAGCCAAGCUUCUCGGAGCAGCGAAGCGAGUAAAUGUCAACAUCCAGGAUGCAGACGGGCUGUCGCCGCUGCAUCACGCUGCUCUGAGCGGGAACAAGGAGCUGAUCUCGCUGCUGUUGGAGGCCCAGGCAGCAGUGGAUAUCAAAGACCAUAAAGGAAUGCGUCCUCUGCAUUAUGCUGCAUGGCAGGGGAAGACUGAACCAAUGAAAAUGCUGCUAAAGGCUGGAUCUUCAGUCAACGGACAGUCAGACGAAGGACAGAUCCCGCUCCACCUGUCAGCUCAGCAUGGGCACUACGACGGGUCAGAGAUGUUGCUGCAACACCAGUCCAACCCCUGCAUCUCAGACGCAGCUGGGAAAACUCCGCUGGACCUUGCUUGUGAAUUUGGACGAGUCGGAGUUGUCCAGCUCCUGCUCAGCAGUAACAUGUGUGCGGCCAUGCUGGAACCGAAACCCUCCGACCCCAACGGAGUGUCACCUCUGCAUCUCGCUGCCAAGAACGGACACAUAGAAGUCAUACGGUUGCUGAUUCAAGCUGGGAUAGAUAUCAACAGACAGUCCGAGUCAGGCACGGCGCUACAUCAGGCUGCCCUCUGUGGGAAAACAGAGGUAGUUCGUCUGCUGCUGGAUAGUGGCAUCAGUGCAGGAGUGAGAAACACUCUGAGUCAAACUGCCCUGGACAUCGUUAACCAGUUCACCACCACGCAGGCCAGUCGGGAGAUCAAACAGCUGCUGAGAGAUGCUUCGGCUGCAAUGCAGGUGCGAGCGCUGAAGGAUUACUGCAACAACUACGACCUCACCAGCCUCAACAUCAAAGCUGGAGACAUUAUUACGGUUUUAGAGCAGCACUCCGAUGGACGAUGGAAAGGCUGUAUUCAUGACAACCGCACCGGAAACGACCGCGUGGGCUACUUCCCCUCCAACAUGGUGGAAGUCAUCAAGAGGGCAGGUUCACGGACUGCAGAGCUGAGUCCACAAGGCUCUCCUACUUUGGGACAGCAGAGCAGCACCAGUGAGGACAUCUGGGUGCUUCGCAAACCGCUGGCAGGUGGCGAUCGCAGUGGCAGCGUGGGCAGCCUCGGCAGCGUUCGGUCAUCCAGCAGCCUGCAGGGCUCUGGGAACACACACGUCCUGACCACGCCUGCACCCAGCCCACACCCUGCACCCACACCUGGAGUCAACACCCACGGCCUUAACGCUCCAGGCCUGCACGCACAAGCAGAGGGGGUCAAGCUCCUGGCCACCGUGCUGUCUCAGUCGGUAAAAGCCAAGGAGCAUCUAUUGGAGCAGUCGCAGUCUGUUGAGCAGUCAGCAAGCUCUUCUAGUUGCACAGUUCACGAACAGCGGUCGUUUGAACGAAAGGCAGAAGAGGAUGAUGGGAAAAAGCAGGCAGUAGUGACGUGGCUGGGUGAGUUUCAGCUGCAGUUCUACACCACCCACUUCCUCACCGCGGGAUAUGAUCUAGACACCAUUAGCCGCAUGACCCCCGAGGACCUGACGGCGAUUGGGGUCAUGAAGCCCGGACAUCGAAAGAAGUUAACGUCAGAGAUCAGCAAGCUUCCCUCCACAGACUGGCUGCCGGACCACAAGCCUGCCAAUCUGGGAGACUGGCUGUCUCACCUGGGCCUUAGUCAGUACUACCAGGUUCUUGUGCAGAAUGGGUACGAAAACAUUGACUUCAUCUCUGACAUCAGCCUUGAAGAUCUGCAAGAGAUCGGCAUUACUAAGCUCGGCCAUCAGAAGAAGAUCAUGUUGGGCGUGAAGAGACUGAAGGAGCUACAGAGAAGAGAAAGUGGCUCUGAGCCUCCUCAGAGUCCCUCCACGCCUCCAUCCAGCCCAGGUGGCAGCACCGCCUCAGAGCCACGGAGGGAGGUGAGGAAGCAGAGGGACGGUGCUCCCAGCCCGCUGGCCAAACCUCGCCCAGGGCUUGCACAUUCACAGACCCCUCCCCUCACCCCGACCCAGACCCCACCACAAACCCCGCCUCACGGCCGGACGCAGCAGGCCUCCCCCAGGGCUCGACCGCGUCCCUCCACCCAGAUGUCAGCAGAUCCGUCGGUACCGCUGCUGCGGCUGCCCAGCGAGGAGGAGGAGCGACGCAGAACUCACAGUCUAAUUGGCUCAGAAUCAGACUCUAGAUACGCCACAGUGUGCCGCAGCAGCUCUGCAAAUCCUUCCUCUAAUGAUGUCACCGUUAACCGCAGCCAGUCCUCUGUCACCCUCCGCCCCCGUCGGAAAGGUCGGCCCCCGACUCCGCCCAAACGCUCCUGUUCCUCCAUUACCGGGGGUGACGGGGAGGGAGAGGGACAGGUAGAGGGCUUGCUUGGGCUGCCAACCUAUCGAGAGCGGCGAGCCAGCGACUGCGGCAGCCUGGGAGCAGCUUUAAGAGCUCAGGAAGCGGGUCUGCAGAGAUCAGAGGGGGCUUCUGGGAGCGUUCGCAGCCUGGCGGCCAUGCUGGAAACAUCCAUCGUGGGUGGAACCAAACCGGUGCAGAGGAACAUGGGAGGCACCACCAACUACCUACAGGUGAGUCCGCCGCUGCUUCGUCGACAGGCAGGUGCAGGAGGCCUUGGAGCUGAGGAGGAUGAUGUCUUAAAUCGGCGCAGGACCAUCAGUGGAAUUGAAGCCCUCCCCGGUGAUCAAGCUGACCAGUUGCCUCGGCAACCAGUCCAGCAGCGCCCAGAGCCCCGGCCUCGCUCCACCGUGGUCACCUCAGCAUCAGAGAUCACCGACGGCACGGCGACGCUCCGAAGGAAGCCGCGUCCUCCUGCAGCGGAAUCUGAAGCACCUGCAUCUGUGUCCACCACUGUCAUCACCAUGACAACUGGCACCGACACCAUACGCAGGAGGCCUCGCACAUCCGAGCAUCCAGACCAUCUCAUUCAGAGCAAAAACCAACCAGAUUCUCCCAGCAGUCCAGCAGAUGGAAGCCGGAAAACUGAAGGCGAGCCGCAGCAGAACGGCGGCGUGGUCCUGAGGCGGCGGCCGGUGUCUGAGGUCUCUGAGAGGACCGAGACCAGAGAGAGCUGCGAGUGGAUGGAGGCCAGGAAGUCUCUGAAGCCACCAGUCUCACCCAAACCAUCCACCGUCACCCUGAGGAAGACUCAAGCUGACCCCCCGACCCCGACUCGCAGGGUCCCCAUACCUGGACCUGACGAUGCUGAGACGGCACAGAGCCCCGAGCCGAAGAGGGUCCCUCCUCCUGUAUCCCCGAAGCCCCGCGGGCCUCCAACGGCCCCUAAACCAGGCAAAGCAAUAGUAGCUUCAGCUACCAUGAGCCCGACUCCUGCUGCUACCAGUCCAGCUGCUGCCAGCCCCACCCCGGCCCCCAAACCCUCCUCCCCGCCCUCUGCUGCUCCUCUUCCAGCCCCUGACACCCCCUCUGGUCCCUCUCUCUCCCCGGGACUCCCUCUUGCUUCCCCUUCCCCGGCCCAGAGUCCCUCCACCCCCUCACCGCACCCCGUCAAACCUCCACGCUCCUCCAUCGCCGGCCUCUCCAUUGACCUGCUGGGUGGACGGGAGGCGGAGGAGGAAGAGGAGAAGAGGAGAGAGGAAGAGGAGAGGAGGAAAGAGAGGGAGCACAAGAGGCACAAACAGGAGGAAGAGGAGGAAGAGAGGAAGAGAGCAGAGGACGGGAGCGUGAAGGAGCCGGAGAAGAAACCCUCCAGGAGGGAAGGAUCGAGAGAAGAGGGGGAGAGUCGAGUGGAGGAGGCAGAGCAGGAGGGAGAAGCUCAGCAUCGUCUGGAGGAGACCAGUGCCUCUCUGGCUGCAGCUCUGCAGGCUGUAGAGCACACAAUCAAGGAGGAGGACACGCAAAAUGACUCCGUUUCCAGCAAAAAGGCAACAGUCUCCAUCUUGGACGACAUCGGCAGCAUGUUUGACGACUUGGCAGACCAACUGGACGCAAUGCUUGACUGAUCUCCCGCCCACAUCUCAUUUCCAACAAGCCCUUUCCCUCUCUUCCCCCAUCAUGUGUAGGUGUAUCAAGAAAACUCUCCCAAGGCUGGAUGCCGGCGCUCGGAGAUGGUGUGUUCGAGCGCGCUUCCCUCCUGCGCGAGCGCUUCUCAUGUAGCCUUGUACAGUACUGAGGAGGGGGUCCUCUCUGUCUGGUGCAGUAGCUCUAGUCCACCUCCUGAUGCGAGGAGGCCGCUCCCACACAACCUCUGACCUCUUGCAGCCUCAGACGGCUGUGUGGACCGAGAAGCACAAUCAUUUUCCUCAUCCUUUUAUCUCUACAGACUCUGGCUAUGACAGACAUGCUAACUCAGUCAGACAGGGAGACAAACAGAUAAGCAUAUUGCUUGCAAAAAAAAAUAAGCACAUUAACUGUCUGACAGGCAGAUAGAUAGCUAGAUAGAUAAACAAGAUACAUACUGAUGAGAUACCGGAGAGAAUUUUUAAAAGCUCACGGAAAGACAGGCCCCUUUCUGAGUCUGUCUCUCUCUCCUGCAAUGUCAAAAGGAUGCAUUUUUCCAGUCGAAUCGUAGCCUCUAUUUCUCUUCUGUAUGAGUGGAGGAUUGUGGUUAGCCGGACUUCCUGACCUGUGUGUUGUCUCUGUUCACGUUGUUGUUGUUGCCGUUGCUGUUAUCGUUGCCGUUGUUGUCGUUACGAGUGUGUUUAGUCCCUGCUGAUGCUCAUGUCAAUGUCCUCCCACUCGUACAGUAUUUAUUCUAAUGAUCAGAAAGAUGAUAUAGAUGUGUGUCCAUGAAUUUUGAGACACAAACACACACACAAACACGCACACACAAAUGCACAUUACAUUUGGUUUUAAUCUUGCUGGUGUUCUGCUUCGUUGGUGUUUAGCUCCACGUAUGGAGGUUUGCUUGGAAAUUAACUGACAACACGUACACGACAAAGACUGACUGCACACAUUCACACGCAAACACACACAUGCACAAGCACAUUCAUGCGGUAUAUCCCUUUGUCCUGCUGCAGUGAACAGUGUUUUUAAAAGAUACUCCUAUAUUUCAAUGCUUUAUAUAGUACAUCCAGUAUACAUACAUACAUAGAGUUUCUAAUAUACCUGGGUAUUUGAGCUGUUAGAGCUCCCUCUAGUGUUGGUUAGUGAAACUGCCUCUAAUCUGCCCUCCUUCCAUCUCGUCUCCCCCAUUUUAAUCCCCCUCCGUGUCUCGUUGACUCUGCAUCUCUCUGUGCCUUCGUAGUGUUAUUCAUAUAUUCUUUUUUUUUUUUUCCUUCUCUUGUCACCUACUCCAUGAUGUUUAAUGGUUUUUCUGGUUCCUUACAAAUCCCCUCCGUGUGUCUGUGACGUCAAAAGUAGCUUAUAGGUUGAGUUGUGAGUCCCUAAAUUCAGUCACCCUGUCUGCAACCUCCUGUAACCAUUGAGAAGCCUCGUACGAGCCCAUAAACAACCCCUCUUCCUCCCUCCCCCGUAAGCUGUAAUAAGUUGGCUCCGCUCAUCCUCGGGUCCCCCAGUUUCCAGUGGUCUCCCAUGUAAGCCAGACAGUGGAUCAGCCACCAGUGUUCAUCCCAAUGAAAAGAGUCCACUUGUAUUUUUAUGCUCUUUGAAAACAAAGAUAUAUUUGAGAGACAGAUGGUUCUAUGUGAAUAAUAAUAAUAAUAAUAAUAAUGAUAAUAAUGAUGAUGAUGAUAAUUAUAGACAUUGAAUUGAGGUGAGCUGGUUGAGCCUGUGCAUUUAUGGUUGAGUUCUGGAUGUGUUGUGACGGCUGUUGUGCCAUGGUUGGGUUUAGGUUGUGUUUCUGCUGUGACGAUGCAUUCCUGUACAGCUGUGAUCAGAAUAAAUGUAUAAAUUAAACCUCA
Molecule: messenger RNA, 6205 nt
Organism: Stegastes partitus (bicolor damselfish)
Lineage: Eukaryota; Metazoa; Chordata; Actinopteri; Pomacentridae
Product: caskin-1-like
Exons: 21
Coding region: 341-4345 (1334 amino acids)
Molecular function (GO): protein binding
Source: RefSeq, a predicted model, not a curated record